GAGCACACGCACCGCAUACGCUAAAAUAUAACAGUAUAUUGUAAGCUGAUUUUGGUGAAAAAUGACGGCCACCACAGCUGUGUCAUUGACGCAUUCGCCGCUAGUACGCGCCUUUCCUUUAAUUAUUUCAGGAAUGUUAGUGAAUAAAAUAGGCCAAGACUAUGACUACAAAGACAUUUACUAUGUGGUGGUGGUGGAUUGCGGUUCCAGCGGUUCCAGGUUACAUGCUUACAAAUUCAUUCUGCCUAAAGGAUAUCGUAGGAUCGAUUCUGAAAACCUAAACAUAGAUGAUGAACUAUACGCUGCCAUAAAACCUGGACUCUCGAGUUAUGCGGAUAUACCAAAAGUAGGUGCAAAGGCCAUUGUUGAUUUGAUAAAAGCGGCAGAUGUAUUUGUACCAAAGGAAAUGAAAGCAGUGACUCCUUUGAUAGUACGUGCGACAGCUGGUUUGAGAGUAUUACCUGAAAACAAAGCUGAUACACUGAUAAAGCAUAUUCGUGAAGCUAUUUCUGACCUUGGCUAUCCAGUGAACGAAAAUAGUGUCAAAAUACUAAAGGAGUCAGACGAGGGUAUCUGCAUGUGGUAUGCGGUUAACUUGCUGACUGAUAAUCUCGGAAAGGGUACAGCAAUGACAUCAUUAGAAAUAGGCGGAGCGUCAGCUCAAGUAACUUACGCGGUGAACAACGACGACAUAAACAAAUAUUCAGCCAAUGACAUAUUUAUACGACCUGCUGUUUUCAGCACUACACUUUUCUCUCACAGUUUCAUCGGACAGGGUAUAGGAGCAGCUCGUUUCGGUUCCCUUCAAUUGGAGUCUGGUCAUCCUGAACCACAGGAGCUGUAUUUGUCCGUGUGCCUAGACCCUGCUUUGUGCGAGCAUGAAUUUAAUUUUUUUGGCCAGCUUGUGAAAGUCAGCGGAACGUCUCGUAAGGGUUUGAGUCCAGAGGCAGUUUUUGCGCGAUGUCGUGAGAUAGUUCAGCGGUACAUCAAAGUUACGAUGAAAUCUACUAACGUCGAGAAGGUCCCUACAGAGAACGGCGUCGCCGCCAUGGGAUACUUUUACCAUUUUUCCAACGACGAAGGAUUUAUUACUCCAGACGAAAGUGGCGAGAUAUCUAUUCUUCAGAUAAUGGAACACGCGAUGGGUCCAAGUGGUGGAUGUGCUACAUCUGAUGAGAAGAGACCUUGGCGUUGUUUUGACGCCGUCUUUAUCGUAUCCCUGCUGCAGGAUGGUUACGGGUUUGAUGAGAGUACUAAGAUUAAUGUGUACAAUGAUAUUGAUGGAUAUGGCGUAGAGUGGUCUCUAGGAAUCGCCUACAAUUACGUGAUGGCGGCGAUUACUGCGCAGCCUGGUCCCGCAAACGUCUACGACAAAUUUAUUAGGAGCAUAUUGGCCAAAAGGAGAAAAUAAAACAAUUGAGGAUCAUCGUAUAUUUUUCAGUGGAACAUAAAGUUGCUAUCGGUAAUGCGAGAUUCAAUCAGUGCUUGU
Messenger RNA from Hyposmocoma kahamanoa, 1489 nucleotides. RefSeq names its product ectonucleoside triphosphate diphosphohydrolase 5-like. The record is from RefSeq and is a predicted model, not a curated record. Bases 62 to 1411 code for a protein of 449 amino acids. Gene Ontology annotation, molecular function: UDP phosphatase activity; GDP phosphatase activity. The transcript is spliced from 10 exons. Gene Ontology annotation, biological process: nucleoside diphosphate catabolic process. NCBI's taxonomy places the organism in Eukaryota, Metazoa, Arthropoda, Insecta, Lepidoptera, Cosmopterigidae. Gene Ontology annotation, cellular component: membrane.